GAGUACGUCGCCGCCCAAGCCGUUCUGGACGAACUACAUGGCAGGCCCGAAAGAGUCUCUCAAGCCAACCAAAGCGACUAUACCCUUGGGCGCAUCGGAGAACACAAUGUUGUCAUUGCUUCCUUGCCAUUUGGAGAGUACGGAACGGCUUCUGCAGCAACGGUUGCCACAGAUAUGUCGCACAACUUCCCCAACAUCAAGGUUCGUCUGAUGGUCGGCAUUGGAGGCGGUGCGCCCAGCAAAGAGCAUGAUAUCCGCUUGGGGGAUGUUGUGGUCAGCGCUCCUUGCAAUGGGCAUAGCGGUGUCGUGCAAUAUGACUUCGGCAAGACUGUCCAGGGUCAGCCUUUCCAGCCGACAAGACAUCUAGAUCAGCCACCAAUGCUUCUCAGAACCGCCAUGAGUGGCUUGGCGGCGCAAUACGAAUGCCGAGGCCAUGGCAUUGAAGAUGCUAUAUCCUGCGGCGAUAAAUCUCUGGUUGUGAGGCCACCACGGAACCCAUGCCAGAACCUCGUUAUCCAUUAUGGACUGAUUGCUUCCGCCAACCAGUUGAUGAAAGACGCGACAGUCCGCGAUCGUCUCUCCUCACAGGAAGAUAUACUGUGCUUCGAGAUGGAAGCGGGAGGCCUCAUGAAUCACUUUCCUUGCCUGGUGAUCCGAGGCAUAUGCGAUUAUUCCGACUCGCAUAAGAAUAAGGCGUGGCAGGGCUACGCUGCAAUGACGGCGGCGGCUUAUGCCAAGGAUCUCAUCAAGAGACUUCCCCCAUCCGAUUCCAGCGUUGUGCAGGGCACAAACAACAUGAACUUAUCCCACAGGCCCCAGAUCAUCCAGGACAUGCCACACACAGUCGGCAUCGAACAAAAACGCCAAUUACUAGAGUCGCUCCAAUUUGAUCAGAUUGACGCUCGUCAGAUGACCAUCAAGAAAGCUCAUGCCAAGACAUGCCAAUGGCUCCUGCGAAAGCCUGAAUACCUCGAUUGGCUGGAUCCGGCCAGAUUCCAAGAGCAUCACGGAUUCCUAUGGAUCAAAGGCAAACCAGGAACUGGAAAAUCGACGCUGAUGAAGUUCGCUCUUCAAAAUGCUCAGAGAAAGAGGGGAGGCAAGAUUAUCAUUAACUUCUUCUUCAAUGCGCGGGGGGGAGCCUUGGAAAAGUCUACGGUUGGAAUGUAUCGAUCACUUCUUUUACAACUUCUCGAAAGGAUACCGGCCCUCCAAGAUGCUGUUGAACUACCCAGAUCAAUAGCGCGAUCUGGUGAGGACCCCCACUGGAACACGGAGAUAUUGACUGAUCUGCUCGAACAAGCCAUUCAGAGGCUCGAAGGGUCCAAUGUUGUGUGCUUCAUCGAUGCAUUAGAUGAAUGCGAAGAAGAACAGGUUCGGGACAUGAUCAGGUUCUUCGAAAAUGUGGGCGAGGCCAUUACAGCUGGGACUUUCCGCGUCUGCUUCUCAAGCCGCCAUUACCCUCAUAUCACAAUCUCAAAAGGCCUGAGUCUGGUUCUCGAGGGUCAAGAAGGGCAUACCCAAGACAUCACCAGUUACAUCGACUGCGAACUCAAGAUUGGAAGGGAAGCUCUUGCGGCACAGCUUCGCACCGAACUUCGAGAAAAAGCAGGGGGGAUCUUCAUGUGGGUUGUCCUCGUUGUCGGUAUCUUGAACAAGGAAUACGACAGCGGAAGAGUCAACGACCUCCGGAAAAGAUUGCAAGAAAUCCCGGGAGAUCUGCAUGAGCUAUUUCGCGACAUCUUGACGCGCGAUAGUCAAAACGCCAAUCUCCUACUUCUUUGCGUUCAAUGGGUGCUUUUCGCGAAACAGCCUUUGAAGCCACAGCAGUUGUACUUUGCCCUACUUUCCGAUAAAAUAUAUCGGUGGAAUACCGAAGAAAUUACGCUCGCCGAUAUGGGAAGAUUUAUCUUGGAUUCGUCGAAAGGACUUGCUGAAAUCACCAAGUCCAAAACUCCAACGGUGCAGUUCAUUCACGAAUCAGUUAAAGACUAUCUACUCAAAGAAGAUGGGUUGAAGCAGAUUUGGCCUGAUCUCGGGGCUAAUUAUGUCGGGGAAAGCCACGACCGACUGAAACAAUGUUGUUUAAAUUCCAUGACUCUUGGCAAAGUGGCUUACUAUAGCAUCAUGGAUCUCGAACUCAAGGCUUCAUCUCAGGAAGCAAAAGCACAACGCGAAGCUGCGGAUGGCUUCUUUCCAUUCCUGCAAUAUGCUGUGAAAAACCUUUUGCACCAUGCAAACGAAGCACAAGCGGACAACAUCAAUCAAACCAAUUCUCUCAAGGCAUUUCGGCUCUCUGACUGGGUGAAGCUGGACAAUUUCUUUGCAAAGCAUGACUCAAGACGGCAUAGAGAUUCCGUCAGUAUUGCCUAUAUCCUGGCCGAAAAUAACGCGGCACAUCUGAUCAAAUCCGUUCCCGCCCGCUCGUUCGUCGUUGAGGAAAUAGAUCGAUAUGGAUCUCCGAUAUUUGCAGCGAUCGCUACAGAUAGCAGAGAAGCGGUUCGAGCAAUGCUUGAUGCCUACGUGGAGAUCGAGCCUUCAUUUCGUGGCGUUGUGCAGGAUUACUACCGCAAUGAGACCAAGCAGAACAGUAUUGGGCAGAUUAAUGCAAAGGACAAUAACGGCAGAUCGCCAUUGUCAUAUGCGUCCCAAAAUAUCAGGCAGGGUGGAGUUAGGCUAUUGCUUGAUAACGGUGCAGAGGUCGACGCAAGGGAUCAUCAAGGCAGAACCCCCUUAUCACACGCGGCGGAGGGGGGUCGGGACGAAAGUGUCGAUUUUUUGCUCGACAACGGCGCAGAGGUCGAUGCAGAAGAUGAACAAGGCAGGACGGCAUUAUCCUAUGCAUCGCAAAUGGACGAGGGCUUGGUGGUCAAACGUCUGCUCAAUAAAGGUGCAUCUGUUCAUGUACGCGAUCAUCACGGCAGAACACCGCUGUCAUAUGCAUCACUUCGUGGGCGCACGAAUUAUGUCGAGUUG
Molecule: messenger RNA, 2973 nt
Organism: Trichoderma citrinoviride
Lineage: Eukaryota; Fungi; Ascomycota; Sordariomycetes; Hypocreales; Hypocreaceae
Exons: 3
Biological process (GO): nucleoside metabolic process
Molecular function (GO): catalytic activity; protein binding
Source: RefSeq, a predicted model, not a curated record